GUUAUACAGCCCUCUGAAGACAGACUGUUGCAUUGCACCUUUUCUUCCUUCUCUUCCUAUGAGGAAGUGAAAGAAAGGCACAUAUAAGGUCGGUUUGUUUUGCUUAGGGUCGCCAUUUCAGUAUGUCACACUUCAGCAGCCGCUUCGCAAUGAACUCAUGUACUCUGAGUCUCUACAAACAGCUUGACUGAGUAUUUCGAUCGACAGUUUAAGUUUAAAUCUCACCAACCUGACGUAGGAUACAUGGACCUGGUCAGCUGCCCUACCCCUCCUGUCGUUCAUGAUGACUGUCUGGAGUCUUGGCAGCAGAUUGGCGCUGGUGGAUUUGGACAGAUCCAUAGGGCAAAACAUAAAAAAUGGGGAAUGGAUGUUGCCAUAAAGAUAUUACAUGAUAAUGAUGGCUCCAACUCAUAUCUCCUCCGAGAGGCAGACUUAAUGCGUCAUGGUGGGAACCCCAAUGUGUUGAGAAUUCUGGGUGUUUACAAAAGUCAAGUUCAAGGAGACAGGUCUGCCAUUCAGAUGGGUUUAGUCAUGGAAUACAUGGAGAGAGGAUCUCUGGCAGACCUCCAGAUGGCUUUGAAUGGAUCCCCGCCCUGGGCUCUUACCUUUCGCAUUAUUAACCAGAUUGCCCUGGGAAUGAACUUCCUCCACCAGUUGGAACCACCUCUUCUGCACUUGGACCUGAAACCCAGCAAUGUGCUAUUGGAUGACAGUCUCAAUGCCAAGCUCACAGAUUUUGGUCUAUCCAAAAUAGCUAAAAGUACUUCCAAAGUGAUUGAAGAGGAAGAUGAGGCAGUAGCUGGGACCACAAGCUACAUGCCCCCGGAAGCAUUUCGGUCCUCUCAAUAUGUCCCUACCUUUUCCUCUGAUGUUUACAGCUACGGCAUACUGUUGUGGUCAGUUAUCACUGGAAAGCAGCCAUACAUCGUUAAGUUCUCUAGUUUGGUGCGGUUUCGUGUCCGUGAAGGUGACAGACCUGAUCUGACAUCUCUAGACAGCAGCCAGGCAGAUGGACUCGGUGACCUGAUUGAUCUGAUGAAGCGCUGUUGGGAUUCUGAUCCAGAAAAAAGACCCUCAUUCAUGGACUGCAUUGAGGUCACAAAGAAUGUGUACGAGCUGCACAAACAACAUGUGCCUGAUGCUGUCCACUCCGUCCUGAAACAGCUGGAAAAUAAAGACAAAAACAGUUCAAGUUUUGCAUCACUCUGCACCCACCCUCAAACAGAGAAUGGACUAAAAGAACACACUGAUCCUAUUGUGAAGACUCAUAUACCCACACAGGAAAUGGGUCCUAUCCCUACAGCCAGCGGAGCAGGGACAUUUGCUCAGUCACGUUCUCCAAUCUUACCAGGAAUGUAUUGUAAGCCAGCUACAAGUGCUCCACCCAUCAACUGUAGGCCCCUAAAUACAUUGAGGCAAAAUUCAGUUCCAAGCACUGUGAGCAUCUGCUUAUCCAAUGUCAAAGGAGUACAAAUUGGCAACAAUAACUACAUGAACGUGAAUAUGCAAGGAACAAGACAGCGGCAGAGACACCCAACAGCACCCUCAGGCACACGUCAGCCUUCCAAACGUCAGCAGAACCCCCCCAAUAUCAAAUCCUAAGAUUUUCUUUUGGGUUGUUUUUUUGACGUUCUCAUCCAAUAGAAUCAAUAGAAUCUAGCAAUUCCUUGGGUCAGAAGACAAUAUCAAAUAUUCUCAAAUUCUAUUUUCUACUUUCCGCCUAUUACUUGUUCUUUAACUCGUUUUCUUUUUACUCAGAAUCCUUUGGUCUGUGUGGUUUGUCUGAUAUAAAAAUGCAUGUUGUAGUAGGUUCCUUGUUUUGUUCUCCAUAAUAUUUUUAUGAUUUAAAUGUCUCCUUAGUGUAUAUAUGUGGUAUGGCUUGCCUUGCCUUGGGAUAAGUUUUGGAUCCACUGCAACCCUGACUUAACUGUUUUAUUGUACUAUGAUACUGCUGCUAUGUUACUGUAAAUUUGCUGCUUUUGUAUGUUUCAGAGAUUCACAAUCUCAUCAGAAUAUACUAAAAUCUAAUACCUGUU
This is a messenger RNA of Ictalurus furcatus (blue catfish), 2036 nucleotides long. It is a transcript of the gene ripk3, whose product is annotated as receptor-interacting serine-threonine kinase 3. Gene Ontology annotation, molecular function: JUN kinase kinase kinase activity; ATP binding. Gene Ontology annotation, biological process: protein phosphorylation. The transcript has 13 exons. The record is from RefSeq and is a predicted model, not a curated record. Lineage: Eukaryota; Metazoa; Chordata; Actinopteri; Siluriformes; Ictaluridae. Bases 244 to 1602 code for a protein of 452 amino acids.